Molecule: messenger RNA, 2404 nt
Organism: Oldenlandia corymbosa var. corymbosa
Lineage: Eukaryota; Viridiplantae; Streptophyta; Magnoliopsida; Gentianales; Rubiaceae
Source: the annotation of a GenBank genome assembly
AAAAAAAGCAAAUUAAAAUGAUGACGUGGAGUCGUGGGAAGCAUUAUUAUUCCCUCACUUCGUUUUAGUCGCCGACUGGUCAGACUUCCAAUCAGUCUCUUGACUCUUCACUAUCCAAGCUCCAAUACCACUACCAUCAUCAUCAUAUAAAAAAGCACAGAAAAAUAUUUGAAGGGUUGGGUUAACUUUUGUUCUUCUUUCUCGCCUGCUCGAAUCUAGCAAUGAAACCAUUGGGGAAGACGAGUCUUGGGACAGAGGAUGAUGUGGAUCUGAACUCGGUGAUUAAGGUUUCACAGGAGUUGAUCAAUAAGAUGGAAGCUAAAGCGAAUUCGUUGUUGGAAAAGGAAGAAUCAUAUCUUUGUUUGGAGCAAAAACUUGUUGACCAGGAGAAAGAGAUGACGAUGUUCUUCGAGAAAAAGCUGGAAGAAUUGGAAAUGAGAAAAGAGGAAGUGGGUUCAAUUUUGAAGGAAUUUUUGGCCAGGGAAGAGAAAUUGAACGAACAAAAGGAGUUGAUUGCUGGGCUUUUUGAGAGGUUUGGGUCCGAAGAGAAAAAGGUGCAGGAAAUGUUGGGGAAAAGGGCUAGGGAUCUUGAUGAGAAGGAGGAGGAAUUGAAGGUACUGGCAAAGCAAAUUGAGCUCAAGGGAAAACUCUUGGAAUUGAAGGAGAAGAAGCUUGAGGAAGAAUUCAAAAUCAGGGAAGAGAUCAUGGAACUGAGUGAGAAGAAGAGGAGGAAAAAAGGCUGAUUCUGCAGGGAAUUCUGAUGCUGUUGUGAUGAAUGGUGAAGUUAGUAAACUGAACUGAACCAUUGCUUCAACAUCCUGUAAAAGAAAAAGGGGUCUCUUAAGGUUAACAACUUGCAAUCCGUGAUGUCUUAACUGGCUUCAUUGCAUUCUGUUAGUUCAGAAUUUCUCCGUCCUAAGCUUUUGUUCUGAUGUAGAUAUUGCUGAUGAUAUUUUAAUUUUAGACAAGUUAAAGUUGGUGAUGCCAUAUUUUUGUCUCCUAUUAUUGUGUUUGAAAGCAUAUCCGUAGAAAUAUAUCUGUCAAAAGCAUGCCUCUUGAAUGUAUAUUGUAUAGUGUAUGAGUUAUUGUUUGUCUUCUAGAAGCUAAAGAGAUCAGAUGUCGUAUGUUAGAGUUUUGAUAGUAGCUAGGUUGUUGAGGAUGUCGGUCGGUAUGAAAAUAAGAAACCUGCAUGCAAAAGAAGUCUUCUUGUGUAGCAAAGAUAUAAAUUUGUCAGCUAAAACCACUUCCAAGUCUGAGUUGAAAGGGUGAUCAAAGAUGAAUUUUGGGUGUUAGCCAACUUCAGUUUAAAAUAGGUGCAAAAAUGUUUGUUUAAUCGAAAACUAAAUGAUUGGGCUGUCUCACUAUGGUGGUCUUCAUCAUUGUUGAUUCAGUUGGUUAUGAUUUGGAAAGAAAGAACGAGAUAGAAUGAAAUCUCUUUUGGUUCAGUUCACAUCCUCAGUUUUCCUUUCAGUUAACUACCAAGCGUUAGCUUAUGUAAAACUAACCCUUAAUGUACUUUAGAGUAAUUUGGUUGGUUUUCUUCAAAUUGAAGAAGUGUACAUGAUCUCCGAAAUUCCUGCACCAUUAGAAGAAAUUAAGAACAUAUGUUCCCGAAUUCCUACUGCUCUGUUGUGCCUAUGGCAAAUUUCAAACUCUUCAUACCAUUGGAAAAUGUUUUCAUCUGUUGGCAAUGCUUUGUGAAGUGCAUUUUUUCAUGCGAAUAUGUUCUGCCACAUAUUGCUCGUUUCUCCAUUGUCAUCAGGUGUUUUAGGUCAGCAAAGCUUGAGGUUUCGGGACCUCAACAUAUCUGAAAAGUUUGCAUCUUCUUCCCUGCAGGGCCAUUAGCUACUAAGAAAUCGAACUUCUGUAACAUUGUUGUAGCUUUUGCCGUAAUUGCUUACCUUUUUAUCGGACUUUUUACUUAUUUUGAACAAGGUUGAAGUUCUCAGGAAUCUCCUUAAUUUGCAUUACCCGGAAAAUUGAAAGAGCAUAACAGAUAUGGUUAUGGUCAACGGAGUAAAGGGUCGAAAAGUGAACUAAACUGGAGGGAAUCUGCAUUGCAGUCCUCUAUAUGACACUAAAUACUCCAUCCUUCCUUCUCAUUUUGAUAUUUGCUCUUUCUUUAACUAAAGAUAAUUGGAUCCCUAGGUUAAGGAACUGCCAGGACAAAUUGAUUUGGGCUGAAAAAGAACAUGGCAAUUAUACGGGGAGGUUUUGAUAAAAAAAAGUUUCCAUAUAAAAAAUAAACAACAACUUGGGGGCUGGGAACUUUACGCCUAUGUUACCCGGACUCUUCUAUUUGGGGAGAAUACCCGUGUCGUUUCGUGUCAACACUGGUGUGGGUAUGAGUGUCGGGUGUGGCAUUUUAGCCUAAAAUGUUUAAGAUUUUUAAAAUAUUGACGAG